This is a messenger RNA of Lactuca sativa (garden lettuce), 1395 nucleotides long. RefSeq names its product putative clathrin assembly protein At1g03050. Lineage: Eukaryota; Viridiplantae; Streptophyta; Magnoliopsida; Asterales; Asteraceae. Gene Ontology annotation, molecular function: phosphatidylinositol-4,5-bisphosphate binding; clathrin heavy chain binding; 1-phosphatidylinositol binding. Gene Ontology annotation, cellular component: clathrin-coated pit; clathrin-coated vesicle. Gene Ontology annotation, biological process: clathrin-dependent endocytosis; vesicle budding from membrane; clathrin coat assembly. The record is from RefSeq and is a predicted model, not a curated record.
AUGCAUAGGCGAUUUCAGCGAGCAUACACAUCUAUUAAAGAAAACACAUUUGUGAGGUAUGCCAAGAUCGCGACAGUUGGAGGGUUUUGUGACGUAGAUUUGAUACUGGUAAAGGCAACUUCGCCGGAGGACAUACCUCUCCGUGAUCGAUAUGUCCUCCAGCUCUUAAAAGUCUUCUCAGUUUCGCCUCCUGCUUACCGGACUUUUGCUUCCAGCUUUUCCCGGCGGUUUAGCAAGACGAGGUGCUGGAGAGUUGCUUUGAAAUGCUUAAUCCUCCUCCACCGUUUGCUCCGAGCAUUGCCUUACAACAGCUCAUUCAGAACUGAACUUCUUUGGGCUCGUUCCAAUGGUUUCUUGUCUCUAAAUCCAUGUCCAUUUCGUGAUUCCUCAUCGUCUAACUCAGAAGAUUACACACGUUUCAUUUCAUCGUAUGCUAAUCUUCUUGACGAAGCAUUAGAUUGUCUGACAAUUGAUUGUGAAGAUGGCAGUGUGGAUGCACAAGAACAAACCGAAGAGGAACAAAAUAAUGAAGGAGAAGAAGAAGAAGUGAUACUCCAAAGUUUUCCUGAUAAGAUGAAACGAGUGGGGGAGAAACUUGAUGUAUUACCACAACUUCAGAGCCUAGUUGAUCGAGUGAUCGAAUGCAGGCCAAAAGGAGCGGCUGCAAGAAGCUUUCUUAUACAUUGUGCCUUAAAAUAUAUCGUGCGAGACAGUUUCUUCUGCUACACCACUUUCAGGAGUGAAAUAGUUGCAGUCCUCGACCAUCUGAUUCAGUUGCCCUACCGGAGUUGCAUGAUGGCUUUUGGUGUAUACAAGAAAGCCGCGGUUCAAGCUGAUCAUCUUUCUGAAUUCUAUGAUUGGUGUAAAUCCGUUGGGCUGUGUGGAAUCUACGAAUACCCUUUUGUUGAUCGAAUCCCAGAAAUGCAAAUUCAAGCUCUGGAGAACUUUCUCAGUGGUAUGUGGCAGUUAACAGACUCCUCUUCGACCACUGGAUCUCCAAUGGCGUCCACCAUAGACUCUUCAUCAAGCUCCAUGGAAGAUGAUAAGCAAAUUGUGAGAUUCAAUAACUGGGUGCAGUUUGAAGACGAUGGUAUCUCGAAAGGACAGGAAAAGAAUGAGGAAAAGGCGUUGAUCGAGUUUGAGACGAACGACAAUAACAAUAUCAUGAGUUGGGAAGUGUUGUUAGAAGCUUCCGUAAUUCUUGCACCUCUCAUGGUUUCGAACACUUACUUCUACUUUCAGCCCAACAGCUAUGGCGUAUCGUCCAAUGAAUCAACCGACCAAUGUGCCACUGAUUUGCAGAUUCAAGUGUAUAACCCUUCUGCGAUCAACCCAUUUCAGCAUACGUACAAUGGUUUUACUCCUUCAUUUGAUUCAUAUCCUACAUUCUUAUAG